Molecule: messenger RNA, 3491 nt
Organism: Alternaria rosae
Lineage: Eukaryota; Fungi; Ascomycota; Dothideomycetes; Pleosporales; Pleosporaceae
Exons: 4
Coding region: 52-3291 (1079 amino acids)
Source: RefSeq, a predicted model, not a curated record
GCACCGGUGAACGUGAGAUCAUUCUGAGUGGUUGCCCAUCGACAGCAUGGCAUGCAUGCGCUGCGCCUCAGCCUCAGCCUUCUCAUCUGCCCCGCUCUUCUCGUGCGCCUCCCUUUCUCUCUCCCUCCUCACUCUAAACCACAGUCAACAGACCGAGACCUGCUAUGGCAGACCCAUUUUCCAUCACCGGCAGUGCCGUUGGUGUCGUUUCUCUCGCCAUCCAGGUUUGCAAAGGCCUCGAAUGCGGAGACCGACGAACUUGCGAAUCUUCUUGAACGACUUGAAUCCGUCAUCGGGAAAGUGGACCCAUCUCAGUCUGUGUCAGCAACACGCACGGGCAUCGUGUCGUGUGCGAACGCCAUCGCGACUAUCAGAAAGAAGCUCAAACCAGACAACCAAGCAGCGAACGGCGGGAUCAAGUGGAGCUUAAAGAAGUUGACGAAGCCAUUGGCUUUCCCGUUCAAAGAGGCGGAGAUCAAAUACUGGAAAGAUGUUCUCAACACCAUACAGCAAAGUCUACAGACUGCGCUACUCGCCCUCGUCAUCGACCAACAGCGGUUGGCUUCUGAGAAUGCUUGGUUGCACUACACCCAGCUAUCCAUGGAUCAAAGCAUACAUCACUUCUCGAGUCUACAGCUACAGCGCGAUGUAUUUGAUGCGACAAGUCUUCAGCUCGCUCGACAAUCACACAUGCUCGAAUCAGGAUUUUCUACCACGUCACACAGUUUUCAAAGUCUUCAUAUCGGUUUACACAGUUUACAGGCAAAGCUCGACGAAAUAUCGCUCAUGACGAACUCUACAUUGGAAACCGAUAUGAUAAGUCUGAGAUCGCUUCACCGAAAAGACCGAAGGCUGAAACAACGAUACGCAAAACUCUCGUGUACAUGCCGACCGCAAAUCUCAUCGCUUCGUUAUCGCUCAGGACUGUUUGCUCUCACAUGUACACGAACGUCUAUGCACGACGCAGGGUGUCCUCAGUCUGCAUUUCAGAGCGUGAUGAAAGAUCUGCAACUUCAAGCUACACUGUAUAGUCUUCUUCUCAGGAAGAAAGUCUUGCUGUCGUUUCAACUAUCUUAUGGCGCUGGGUUAUCGCUCAAGCAGAAUCUGGAGUGUCAUCGCAUUGUUCGUUGGUCUCCUGCAUUCGAGUUUGUUGGAACACUUGUCAAGUCUAGUAUGAACAUGCCAAUGGACACUUUUCGGGUCGAGGUCGAGAAAUUGGCCAGGAUAUUUCAGCUGAAACAAGCGUCACCACACGAUCGACUAGCAAAUGGAAUGACGCUUCUACAUGCACUUUGUGACAGCAUUAGCUUUCUGGACCCCGACGAAAGCUAUGCCGACGCCUUUGAGAACCUUGCUUAUCUGUUCAAAACUCUACUUCGGCUAAUGCCAAGUGAAGCUUUCGAGACAGACGACUAUGGAUUUACAUGCAUCGACACUCUUUUGAUAUGUUACCCCCCUUAUCAGAACAUGGAUAUCCAGGUGGGUCUCUUAGGAUUACUACUCGAACAAGAGCUGCAGAUAAGUCGGACUACCUUCAGAUUUGCAACGACCGGAGCCCAAGCGUGGUUAGCAGUCUUCGCCGAGAUUCGCUACGAAAGUUUCAUCAGCCCCUUACUAGAUGCCAGCGAGCUACUAGAAGCGAUUUUGAUGAAAUCGGACCAUCAGCUCCAGGAGUUCUUACAUCAACCCAGACACUUAUACACUCUAGAUGCGGACACGCUUGUCGACGCCCUGAUCAUGUCUACUCUUACUGGUUGGAUGGAUGGUUGCAGAGUCCUGCUCAAUGCCAACUUAGUUGGAUAUCUGAAGGACUGUAGCUCUUACACGCGGCGCCUCACCCAAACUUUACUCAGCUUCUCAGCUGCUACAAAUCGACUGGACAUGUUGGAAUUUUGGUUGUCACAGAGGGAGACGUGCGAUGAACCACUGCUCAAUUUCAUUGGCCACUUCGAGGACGCGCUUUCUCACGGUUGUUUUGGGUCAGAAACCCUCACUAUGGACGUUGUCCAGCUCGUGUCAAGUCCUAUCAUCAAGCAAAGGCACGAGGUCAAGCUACUGAUGGAAAAGCAUGACGUUCAACAUUGUUGUGAUCGCGCUCGUACAGGCUUACCAGACGCACAUAUGGGUUGUACGCUCACUGCAAUAGUAAGCGAAGGAGUUGACGUGCCCAAACGUUAUUGGCCACAGCGGAAAAGCCUUUAUCACAUGCCACAAAUGUGGAAGCUCGACAAACUCAAGGUACUCCAAACUUUUGAAAUGGCCGGCAUCUGUGAUAUUAGUCAAGAGAACUUCAAGUGCAGCAAGGAGACAGCCUGCUCGCCGUUGGUGUAUUUGGCCACGCAAUCAAUGGAUGGUACUGAUCCAGGGUGUUUUAGUGAGCGUGAUAUGGCAGUCCGAUGGUUUCUCUCAAGAGGUGCGGAUCUGAGAGAGACGUGGCCAGGAACGCAGACCACCGCUGCACAUUGUUUGGCUUGGCAAUCUGCUGAACAUCUGCGGAUUGGAGCCAGUUUCGCAGAUGGCGAUGUCAUAAAGGACGCCUGGACGUACGAAGACUAUGAGUUUCUUGUAAAAGGGGAGAUACUUGACCAAUGCGAAUGUGGAUGUAGCAAUUUUGGGUGCGACUUUCUCUCAUGUUUUUGGAAGCAUACAUUCGCGGAAAGUCGGUGGUGUCCGCAAUUUCCUCUCAUCUCCGAACGAUUCAAGAACACAACUCUAGCAAGAGAUUUGGAAAGUGUCAGGUUGUAUGCAGACAACGACGACGACGAGUCACGAUGUGGUGUCAUCAAGAGGAUACUCCUCGAUCUGACCCAGUGGACUGAUAGAGUGGCAAGCACACUCGGCCUCCCUCGACUUAUCCAUGCUUACAUCCGCCUCUUCGUAUUCUCAUACUUGGAGAUACGACACACAUGCUGCGACAUCGAUCGCAUAGAACACUUCGACAAGCCUAAUUACACAAAGCAACCAUACCCUCGGUAUUCUCCAAAUGAACUACGGCGCAUAAACCUUGAGGAUGCGCAUCUACGCGUAUGCCUGGAAGAGCUGGUACCCAGACUCAUUUUUCAACAUGAGUCAUUCGGUGGAACACUCGAAAAAUUCGUUAUCGAUGUCCUUAAUCCGACGAUGCGUAGAACUGCGAAAGAGCUGAAAGAGGAAGAUAAGGCACUAUUCGCUGCGGGGCGAAGAGAAUUGGGUGUUGUUAUGGACGAGGACGAAGAUGCAACUGAAGAGAAAGAAAGUGAUGUGGAAGCGGAUGAGGUUGACAUCGAGGAAGAGUCAGACGACGACUACUGAUAUGCUUCCAUAUCCUGUUCCUUUUAUCAUAUGUUGGAAGUGCCCGGGCGCUGGGAAAUGAUCAGUACAAUGUACAGGUUGUUUCAACCGCUUCGAUCAUCAACUAGGCAGUGGUAUAGACGGAAGAUGUAUUCAGGAACGUCUCUCACGUAUACAUUAGAUAUUACAACAGUAUCCAAGCCACUGUCCCAGCUCCUCCU